AUUGUUUCCUUGAAAAACACCUUUUUAAACCAAUAAAUUGCUCCACACAGUACCCAAGAAACGCUAACAGAUAAAUUCCAAACAAAAACAUUCUUCAAAUCUCAAAAGUUAAACAUUCACUCAAGUGAGCUUUCCCUCUCACAUUUUCAAUUUUCAGACUUGGAGAAAAAAAGGGGUCAAAAAAAUGCCUAAGAAAAGUUCCCCUGUUUUCCAAAAAGUUUCUAAUCUAUUAAACAUAUCCAUUUUCCUAGCAAAAAUGAAAAAACCCAUAAUCCCAAGACUAAUUUCUCUCAAAAGAUCAAAGAAAAUGAAGAAAUUUAGUCUCCUAAAGCAUUACAACUAUGGGUAUGUUCAAGAAUAUGAGUUUUCUCCUUCAAACACACCAUUACUUCAGUACUAUAGUAGAAAAAAGUCACUCACAAAACAAAGGAGUUACAAAGAUUUUUGCUCUGUUUUAUUUAUUACGAAGUGUUUGGGAAUGGCGAAUGACGGAGAAGAGAAAAGGAAGUAUCCAAUGUUAGCUUCAAUGGAAGAUGUUAGACACUUUUCAGAUUUUGGUGAGGAAGAUGAUGAUGAUGAUGAUUAUUCAGUUGAUGAAAGAGCUGAGAAGUUUAUUGAAAAGUUUUAUGAAGAUAUUAAAUUGCAAAGGCAAGAAUCACUUUUGGAACAGUUCAAUGCUUUGAUUGAUAAUUGAUGAAAGCAGCCAAAAUGAGUUUUUAUUUUAUUUUUUUAUUUGUGUGUGUGUUUCUUUGAGGUUUUUUUUUUUUUUUUUUGUGGAUUUAAAUUGGAUUGUGAUGAUAUUCUUUUGAUUUGUUUUUCUCCACAUUGGUUUUAAGUGGCUGUGGGGAUAUGUUGUUUCUUCAUUUUUGUAAUGCAGUUGAUGCUUAACGAGUUUGUUAGUUGGUUCUUUUAAAA
Molecule: messenger RNA, 915 nt
Organism: Lycium barbarum (goji berry)
Lineage: Eukaryota; Viridiplantae; Streptophyta; Magnoliopsida; Solanales; Solanaceae
Exons: 1
Coding region: 185-694 (169 amino acids)
Source: RefSeq, a predicted model, not a curated record